Molecule: messenger RNA, 1176 nt
Organism: Scaptodrosophila lebanonensis
Lineage: Eukaryota; Metazoa; Arthropoda; Insecta; Diptera; Drosophilidae
Product: serine protease inhibitor 42Dd-like
Exons: 3
Coding region: 1-1149 (382 amino acids)
Molecular function (GO): serine-type endopeptidase inhibitor activity
Source: RefSeq, a predicted model, not a curated record
AUGCUAGGCGAAAUAAAUUUACUGAUUAUUCGCCUGGUGUUGGUUGUAAGUGCAUUAUGGCUUGCCCAAGCAAACUUAUUUGCAAGCCAACUUUAUAGCGAGCUGGCAUUGAAGGAAAAUCGUGAUAAUAUAAUAAUUUCACCGCUUGCCGUGCGAAGUGUAUUAGCCAUGCUUUUUAUUGCAGCUGAAGGUCAGACAAGGGCCGAUUUGAAACGGGUGUUGCGCUUGCAUGGUGAGACAAAAUUCUUGAGCGUAGCAGAAUUUCGGAAAAAUGUGAACAUCGAAUCUAAAGCCAUGGAACUAAAAAUUGCCUAUCGCAUUUUCUUGGAUAGUAAGUAUCCAAUAGAAGAAAACUUUCAAGCAACUGCAGAAUAUUUUUUGAAUUCGACGGCCGAGAGUGUUGAUUUCGAGAAUACAAAAGAGGUGGCAAAAGUUAUAAACAAAUUCCUCGAAGAAAAGACCAACAAGAAGUUUAAAGAUGCAGUCCAACCCGCCGAUAUAAGCUCAUACACGACUCUUUUCCUUGCUAACGGCUUCUACUUCAAGAGUAAGUGGGCAAAGCCGUUUAAAAAGAUUGGUCUGCAACGGCCCUUUUACUUUACGCCCGUCGCACAUGUGCCUGUGGUUAUGUAUGGAAAAACGGAUGAGUUACUUUACGGCGACAUUCCCCAUCUUAGUGCAAAAGGUGUUGAAAUACCCUACAAAGACUCCAAUCUUAGCAUGCUCAUCAUAUUGCCAAACCAUCGCACUGACAAACUAAAGCAUUGGGAGAACCUCCUCUUAAGAAUGGACUAUCGCACACUUAAUGCCAAAUUUCAGCGAACAAAUGUGCACAUACAGAUGCCACGUUUUAAAAUUAGUUAUGAAACUGGUCUGAACAGUGUCCUGCAGUCUAUGGGCCUAAAGAGGCUCUACAUAAAUCCCGACUUCACUAGUAUGACGCGUAAAAUGGGCUUGAGGCUAUCAAAUUUAAAGCAUAAGGGAAUUAUUGAGGUGAACAGCAAGACGGACGAUGGUAGUGAAUAUUCAGACAACGAACUGAACAUGAAUCAGUUACCAAAAGAUUUUAUUGUGGACCAUCAAUUCAUAUUUAUCGUCAAAGAUCCAGUAAGGUUGUAUUUUAUGGGUCGUGUUUUAAAGCCACAAUAAAAUAAUUUAUGGAAAUAAAGAAAACAA